Molecule: messenger RNA, 1031 nt
Organism: Zerene cesonia (dogface butterfly)
Lineage: Eukaryota; Metazoa; Arthropoda; Insecta; Lepidoptera; Pieridae
Product: inositol oxygenase-like
Exons: 7
Coding region: 22-894 (290 amino acids)
Biological process (GO): inositol catabolic process
Cellular component (GO): cytoplasm
Molecular function (GO): iron ion binding; inositol oxygenase activity
Source: RefSeq, a predicted model, not a curated record
UCAACAAUUCGAACCGUCAAUAUGAGAGAAACAAAAGCAGAGACCGUUGCUCGCGAAUCCCUCCUGUUGGAGCCUGAAAAUGUGAAGACUGACAAGCCUGUGGAGUCCUUCCGAGAUUACACCAUCGACGACACGGACCCGAUCAGGGAACGCGUGCGCAGGACGUACUACGCUAUGCACACUAACAUGACCGUUGAUUUCGUUAAAGCUAAAAUGGAGAAGUGGUUAAAGUUCAAUCACUUCAAGGCCACCAUGAAAGAAGCGUUGUACCUCAUGAACCAGCUGGUGGAUGAAUCGGACCCCGACCUGGACCUCCCAAAUAUCGUGCACGCGUUCCAGACCGCUGAGAGGAUCCGCGAAGACCACCCCGAUGAGGAGUGGUUUCAAUUCGUGGGUCUCAUCCAUGAUGUCGGAAAGGUGAUGGCUCUGUACGAUGAGCCACAAUGGUGUGUGGUCGGCGAGACAUUCCCAGUUGGCUGCAAGCGGGACAAACACAUUGUGUACGGAGAUGACAGCUUCAAGGAUAACCCUGAUACAUACAACCCGAAAUACAAUUCUCUGUACGGAAUGUAUGAGCCGAAUUGCGGUAUUGAAAAGCUGAUUAUGUCUUGGGGCCACGAUGAGUACCUCUACCACGUCAUGAAGCACAACAAAGCCAAGAUACCAGAAGAAGGUCUAGCUAUGAUCAGAUACCAUUCCUUCUUUCCCUGGUACGGAUACAACGAUUACUCACACUUCAUGACCAAAGAGGACGAAAAACUGAAGGAAACUGUUCUAAGACUAACGAAAUACGAUUUAUACAGUAAGAGCGCCAAAGUUCCCGACAUAGACGCCCUAUGGCCCUACUACGAAGGACUUAUCGAAAAAUUCUGCCCCGGCGUCCUUGAAUGGUGAACCGAAUUCCGCACGCAAUAUAAUAUGAAAAUGUUGAAUUGUUUUAUAUUUUUUAAGCUGUAGCAUACUAUAGAAAAAUGUUACCGUGUAGAUUAAUUGUGGUUAUUGUUUUAAGUUAAAUAAAGCUUCUAUUGUUA